AUGUCCACCGCAAUUCCCUGUCGAGUGAUGUGGAAGCGCUGGUUUAUCGCCGAGAGGAGCUCCAUGCGCAGUCCCAUCCGUCUCGUAUCACGCCAAGACUCUGGCCUAUCUGCGCUCAGCUUUCAAAUCGUGCGUAAUACCAUGCUUUGGCUCGCGCGUUUGUAUCAUGAUUCAACUGCUUCGAUGGAAGCGUCGUACUUUGCCCUGGUGGACAUGGGACCUAGUGGCCUGGAUGCCGCUUACGACGCGGCCCUCCACCGGUCUGUGAGCCACUUCCACGCCCCCAUCGACAUAUGCCAUGCACAUGCCACCGUCUACGCCGUUCACGACAUGCUGGCGCAGGUGGCACCUACAAAGUCGUCCUCCCUGCACGGUCGUUGCAAGUCUGACGCAUUUUUCAAAUUCGAGUUGUUUCCGUCGCUGUCGCUGUGCCAAGCCACUCGUGUCUCCAUGGACCGAUUGUAUCACGCCCGACGCGCCGUGGAAGCUGUCGCCGCCAUCGCGAUCGAAUCUCGGUUCGUGUCUAGCAUCGCGGACUUGGAAACCAAGUCGGCUGGCAACUUGAUGGACAUUCUGAAGGCAGUGUUUGCCCCGUUUCGGGUCCGAUGCCUCCAGAGACGACGAGGGUCCCACCCCUCGAUCAAAUCGAAAGUGGCGUCGUUGCAUUUUUGCAUGAACGAAACGAAAACUGACCUGAAAAAGCGACCUUUCUCGCAAGUGUUGGCAGACAACGACACGACUAUGGCGUGA
Aphanomyces astaci is the source of this 750-nucleotide messenger RNA. RefSeq lists its product as hypothetical. The transcript is spliced from 2 exons. NCBI's taxonomy places the organism in Eukaryota, Oomycota, Saprolegniomycetes, Saprolegniales, Verrucalvaceae. The record is from RefSeq and is a predicted model, not a curated record. The coding region runs from base 1 to 750 and encodes 249 amino acids.